AUGGCACCUCAAACCCUAGGCGAUGAGUCCGAUGGAAAGAAACUUGAGUUCGUCAGGAAGAAUCGACUUCAAGAUGACGACUUGAAAGACCUCAAUUUAUCUCCAAACCCCCGCCCCAGACCACUCACUCCACCAUUCCCGGAGGAUAAAGAUCUCAAACCUCAACCACCGUCAACUAGUCGUGGAUGGCGAUUAUCCCUUUCAAGGCGACGCAACCAACAGCUCACCUUCGACCAAACCCAGUCUCCUCUAUUCGAAUGUCUACCCGCCGAAGUCCGCCUUCUCAUCUGGGAACAUUAUCUCUGUAGUCAAAUGCUGCAUGUUCUUCGACCAACCCAGCGCAAAUGGAAACGAUCCGAUAAGCAAAUCGUCGGGAUUUUAUGCAGCGAACCUCGCAAUUUCUGUUCAUGCAGUCAUCAUUGCUGGGGGCCGCUUGCUCGUCGGCCUGUCGGUAACUGCAUUACACCGAUGGACUACGGGUCUUAUUACCACGAGAACUCCGAAUGGAGAUUUGACACGAGAAGAGUUGAUUUCGUGCCACUUUUACAAACUUGCCGAAGAGUAUACUCCGAGGCUAUUGAUAUGAUCUUUCAAAAGAACAUUUUCCUCUUUAACCAGACAGAUACAAUUAUCGAUUUUGCGAAUACACUUCUACCACAGCGAAUGAGCAUGAUCCGCACGUUACAGCUCAGCUUUCCGGAUCCCGGUGGCCUAAGUUGGAAUAUAUGUUGCCAGGUUCUUGCUACGAAGUUGCCUGGACUAAAGAACUUGACCAUCCAUUUGUAUCCUCACGUCACGAACCGUCUAGAUGAUUGGCUUAUACCGCUGCAUCAGAUUCAACAGCCCACUGUCUUUGACGUCUUACUCAUCAAGCCAUGGUAUCUGGAUCCACAAUGGGAAAAGUCAACUGGGCUUGUGGAUGCGCCUUUUCAAUUUGCCAUUGCUGAUGUUGAGAGACGUGGUUUUUUGAAAGUUGUGGAGUAUUGA
Messenger RNA from Penicillium concentricum, 987 nucleotides. RefSeq lists its product as uncharacterized. The coding region runs from base 1 to 987 and encodes 328 amino acids. The record is from RefSeq and is a predicted model, not a curated record. The transcript is spliced from 2 exons. Lineage: Eukaryota; Fungi; Ascomycota; Eurotiomycetes; Eurotiales; Aspergillaceae.